UUCGUGUCUAUGCCGUCCGCAUUAUUGCACGACAACUGUCAGAGAAUAUGUGGUACACUAACGUGUCGUCGAGUUUGCUCGUGGCGACGACGUUAAUCUGCGCGAUACAGAAUGGAACUUCAUUUCCAAACUCUCAAGAUGCCACAGAUGAUGCGCAGUGGACACAACUAAUUGAUUCCACUGAACCAAAAAAUUUGAAAACAAUUUCAGAAAGAUGUCAUAAAUCAAUAAAAAGCUUUAACGAAAAAGUACAAAAUGUGAAAUUGUCAACAAACAAUAAACUGCAUGAACCAACAACAAAUCUCGAUCAAUUGGUUACUGAUGUUAAAUCUCAAGUGGAUAGUGCAUCUACCGAUAUUGUAGCCGUUAGAAAAUUAAUACAAAAUGUUGCAUCACGAUUUAAAGACGGAUUUAAGUCGACUGUAUUAAUGACCGAAAUUGAUAGUGAACUUGCGAAUAAUGAAUUAGAAACUGUCCAGAAAACACCAUUGAACAAAAAAAAUCCAUUGAUAAAUCGUGUUAUAAGAUCAUUUGGUAAUCGAUAUAAUAUAAAAAAAAAAACUAAAGAAAUUCUUCAACCAGUAACCAAUGAAAUGUUAAAAGAAAGCGAUAAUAAAAAAGAUAUUAAAAAAAAAUUUUCUUCCGUAUGGAAUUUAUUAAAUAAAUAUUCUAAAACUAUAGAUAGUGACACUUUGAAAACUCUUGAUAUUUUUAUUAAAGGUAUGGCCGCACUAAAAUUUGUAAAAAAGCAAGUUAAAAAGCUUGGAGAUGAUGCAAUUAACCAAAUUAAAGAAGGAGAUAUAUUAUUAAAUCUCAGAAAUGCAGUUGAAGCGGCAAAAGCAUUGAAACUGAAGUUUGAGGAUGAGUGGCAUUUAGAUUCUGGAGAAUUAACUUAUAGUCAAGAACAGAAAGCUGAUAAUAAUCAAACAGAUGAUAAACCUAGCCCACAGGAAGAAAUAAAAGAGAGCAUAGAAAAUCAUGAUGAAACGGAUUCAAUAAAAUCUGAAAAUAAAGAAAAUGAAACAGAAUCUAAAGAUAAAAAUCAAACGACUGGUGAACCUGAUUCUCCAUUCAUAGGACCAUUAAAUUACAAUGCAGAAAACAAAAAUAUUAAACCAAACCUUGAUGGAGAAGAAGAAAAAACAGAAAAAGAUUCGAUUGGUGACGAAUCAAAUUCCAAUUCUUCGAUCAAAAACACCCCAUUAAAUUCUGACAUUGAAAACAAAGAUAAAAAGCCUAGCCAAGUUAAUGAAGUAAACAACGAUUCUAUAGAAGAUAGUUUAGACUCUAAUACUAAAGAUCCAUUAAUAAAAGACAGUGUACUUGAUUCAGAAAAUGAUAAAAAAGAAUCUAUAAAUACACCAAUUGGGAAAUCAGAAAAAAAUAACGCGAAAAAACCAAAAGAAAAAAUACAACUAUUACCUUGGGAAGAUCUUAUCAAAGAAAAAGAUCUACACGUAAGUCAAGAAUCAAAUAAAUGUUUAGAAACAUUAAGAAAAACAAAAAAUAGUUUUGAUUCUAUACAAUAUUCAGCUAAAAAUUCGAUACAAAUGGCAAAAAAAUAUAAAAAUUUAAUAAAAGAAGAAAAUGAAAUAAUUAAAAAAUAUUAUGAUCAAAUGAAAGGAAUCAACGAAAAUCUAUCAAAUAGUUUGAUUAAUGCAUCUUCAAAUAUUUGUGAUAAGGUAAUACCAAUAAAUGAUAAAUACAAAAAUAAAUUUAAAAAUGAUCAAAACAUUAAACGUAUAGAUUACUUAUUGAGUAAAAGAUAUGAUCCCAAUCAAUACAUAUCAAAAAUUUUAGAAAAAGCAAACAAUAAGUCUGGUAUUGGCGGUAUGAAAAAAACCUCUUACUACAAAAUGUUAUCGGUAGGACAUAAUUUGAGAGCCGAAGCGAAAGAAAUGGAUGAUUCUGCAUUAUAUGCAAUGAAUAAAAUCAACGAAGGAAAAUUAUCUUCAUCGAAUUUAAACAAUGAGGUAAAUAGAGAGAAAGUUUCAAAAGCAUGUUAUAUUCAUAAUAUUCUACUGGAAAAAGAGAACGAAAACGACAAAAAAAGAAAAGAAGAAAACAAAAAAAAGGUUAAUGAUGAUAUAAAUACAGAUAAUAUAGAAGACCCAUUCAAAUCAAAUGUCAAUCUUGAUACAGUUGAUAAAAUAGAGCAAACAUCAAUAGUUGAUAAUGAUAAAUCAAAAAUAAAUACAGAAAAUGAUAAUUUAUCCAAAGAAAAUUCCAAGCCAACAAAAAUUAGUACACCGCAAGAUUCACAAAAUUUAAUAUUAGCAAAUAAUGUUCAAAACCAAGAGCCUUUUUCUAAACCAAUAACAGAUAAAAACGAUGCAACUCAAACUGACAUGGAUCAGAAAAAUAAAGAAAUUGAUCCAGAAUCUAAAAAUAAUUUAAAACAACGUAUAAAACGCAAAGACCCUGAAACCGGAAAUGAAGUAUCUGAAGAAAUUGAAAGCAAUGAAGAAAAUAAGGAUAAACCCAUUGAAGAGAAAACUGGUAGUAUAAAUGGACAAGACAUUAGGUCUGAUAGUACAGAAAAUCCAUCAAAUAAAAACAGUAAACCACAAAACCAAAAAGAUCCUACCAACGGCGAAGAAACUCCAAAUGAAAAUGACACAAAAAAAAAGGAAGAUGAUUCCAAAUCAAAAGAAUUAGAACAUGGCAAUAAAAUAGAAAAUCAUGCAGAGACGAAUGUUCCUAAAGAUAAUAAACAUGACCCCAGUGAUGAAUCAGAUAAUAAUAAUUCAGAUAACCUAGACACUUCGAAUAAACAAGUAACAGAAAAUAAAAAUAAUGAACCCGAUGAUCUAUCUCAAAAUAGCACUGAUAAAGAUCCCAAAAUUGAUGAAUUGAAGAAACAAAAUGGACGUAAAAAUCCUGUAACUGGGGAAGAUGUAUCCGAUGAAUAUGGAGAUGAUAAGGACAAUGAAAAUAAAUCGAAAGAAAAGGGUAAUGAAAAUGUGAAUGCGAAAAAAAGUAUAAAACGCAAAGACCCUGUAAACGGAAAUGAAGUAUCUGAAGAAAUUGAAAAUGAUAAAGAGAAAAUGGAAAAACCAAAUGAAGAGAAAACUGAUAAUAAAGAUGGCCAAGAUAUUAGGUCUGAUAGUAUAGAAAAUCCAUUAUAUAAAAACAGUAAACCACAAAACCAAAAAGAUUCUACAAACGGCGAAGAAACUCCAAAUGAAAAUGACACAAUUAAAAAGGAAGAUAAUUCCAAAUCAAAAGAAUUAGAACAUGGCAAUAAAAUGGAAAAACUUGCAGAAACGAAUAUUCCAAAAAAUAAUGAAAAUGAUUUUGGUAAUGAAUCAAAUGCAAAUAGUUCAGAUAACACAGAUACUUCGAAUAAACAUGCGACAGAAAAUAAAAAUGAUGAAUCCGAUGAUACAGCUCAAGAGAACACUAAUGGUGAUACCAAAACUGAACAAAGGACACAUAGGGAUCCCAUAACAAGAGAAGAAGUAUCCAAAGAAAUAAAAAGUAACGAUGAAGACAAAAACAAAUCAAUCGAAAAGAAAAUAGAUAUUAUGCCAGAUAAAAGUAUAGAAGCAGAUGAAAGUCAAUUAAAACAGGCAAAAACUAAAAGUGAUUCCUCGAAAAGCGUUGAACAAAAAAGCUUAUCUAGUGAAACAUCAGAAAUAUUAGAAGAUGAAAAUUUAGAUAGUGUUGAACGAGCCGAACAUGAAGGUGUUGAGGAUGAAAAUAUUAUUCCAGCAAAUAAAAGUAACGAAGUAGAGUCAUCAGUUCAAAACGAUGAACAGGAAACUCCUAAUACUGAUGACCAAGCAAAAAAUCCAAAAGCCAAUGAUAAAUCAAUUCCAAAUGCUAAUGGUUCAUUGAAAGAAAAUGUGCCAAAAGCAAAUGAAGCUGAACCGUCUGAUCCUGAAACUGAUAUUGACCCUCAAGACGAAUCANAUGAUCAGGAUGCCCCUGAUAAUGCUGAUGACCAAGAAAAUGAUCCUACCAAUGGACCACAUAAAGGUAGACGCCGUAGAAGGCCGAGAAAACCCAAGAAUAGUGAGAUCAACCCCAACGAACCGAAUUCGUCGAACGAUGAACAUGUUCCCGAUUCUAAUCCGUCGGAAAAUCCCGUAGCUAAUGAUAAAUCAAUUCCAAAUGCUGAUGGUUCAUUGAAAGAAAAUGUGCCAAAGGCAAAUGAAGCUGAACCGUCUGAUCCUGAAACUGAUAUUGACCCUCAAGACGAAUCAGAUGAUCAGGAAGCCCUUGAUAAUGCUGAUGACCAUGGAAAUAUUCCUACCAAUAGACCACAUAAAGGUAGACGCCAUAGGAGGGCGAGAAAACCUGAUAAGAAAUCUCCUAUUAAUAUUGACUAUAAUAAUAAUCUAAUUGAAUCUCCUCUGUCAAACAUCGUAAUACAAAAAGGAAAUCCAAAGGAAUUCAAUAAUGAUGAGUUAUCUGAAUUUCCUGGAACUCAACGCACACCAGUAAACAGCAUUGAAAAUAAUGAAGAAAACAGAAUUGCAGAACCUUCAAAUAAUCCUUAUAGUACAAUUAAAGGUAAAAAACCAAAGAAAAAGAAACAUGUUAGAAGGAAGAAAGUAAGAACAACACGUACUAAUAAGAGGAGAACGACAACCGAAGAAAAUAAUCAUCAAAAUUCUCACCAUGAGAACCAUAAUAAUAAUGAUAACCGUUCGUCACCUGAAAAAUCUAAGAAACAGCCACAGAAUCAUAUAAAAAAACCAAGAAAUAAAAGACGAGUGAAACGUUUAAGAAGAUUUAUUGUAAACCCGACAACUAACGAGAAAAUACCAUUGGACGAUAAUACUUUUUCUGCUGAUAACGGAUUACCAGAAACUCAAAAUGUUGAAUCAAAAUUAACUAAUGACAAAACCAACUAUGAUGUAUCGCGUCCCAGUGAUUCCGAUUCUGAUGUAGAUGACAGUGAUUAUUCUUCAUUUUUGUUUGAAGAACACAAUUCUGACCAGUGCAAACGCAAUGCAUACGAUAAAUUCAAAAAAGUUUCUUCGGAUGAUGCUAAACAAAUUGCUUAUCGAAGCGUCCUGGAUACAAGUGAGUUGAGAAGUAAUAUGAUAUUUACAAUAAAGAACGCUAUUGUUAACAUACGAAAAUCCAAGACUUCUAAUGAUAUAAAUCAGAGCUUAAGAACUGUCAGUUACAUUCUAAAAACUAAUUUGAAACAUACAGUCAAUGAUUUGGUAAAGAAGAUGUAUCCGUUGGCUAAACAUUUCAAAGUAGAAUUAGAAAAACGUAAAAAAUUAUAUCAGCAAGGCCCACAGUCAACAUAUAAUAUGUUGGCUAACAUUCUCAAAAGCCCACCAACCGUACCAGAUUCUUCUGAACCUAUUCUCCAUCUAAUAUCUCCAGAAUUCAACGUUGAUGAGUUAGUAAACAAUAUAUUUAACAAGCCUAUCAAUGAGAAAUCUUUAAAACAAAAACAGAUCAAAGCUGAAAAAAAACUCAUCGAACUGUCCAUGCAUAUGGAAACAGCAACCAGCAAUAUAGACUGUUUUGUACUGACCACUAUGUCAACAGUAGGCAGUGGUAUGGACACGCUGAACACACUGAAUUCAGGCAGGGUGAUAAUGAGUGAUAAACAUCCCAGAGCCGAAACAUUGAGGGAUGCCGCGGGCAUAAUUGAAGCGAUUAGAAACAUGAUGAACGAUGAAAAAUUUAUGCCGAAAUCGGUCAUUUCCAAAAAUGCCGAUGAUAUUGAUGAAGAUGACGACGAGGAUCUAGAUCAGGUGACUCAGAAAAACGAAGAAUAUUUGAAAACUGUACCCGAUUUAGAUAAGAACGUGCGACUACAUAAGAAAGUUCCAAACAGACGUCAGACAUUGGGAGUCAUCGUUGUACACCCGGACAAGCAGAUCGAGUAUAAAGAAGUGACAAAUACAAUUCAAUUGAAUAAAUUCGUCGGGGAUCAAUCGAAAAAAUACAGAAUUAAAUCAAAAAAUAAUCCUAAAUUUUUGAAAGUAAACAGCAAAAAAUUAAUCAAUUCGAUGGUUGAGGAAGUUAAGAGAAAAGCCGAGAAAAAUGGAAUGACAAAAAAAGAAAUGGUUGACGAAAUAUUAAGAAUGUUGAAGAGUAGAAGCUGAAAUAUUAUAAAAUUAUAAUAAUUUUAGACACACAUUUUGGUUAUUAUCUCUAUGUGUACCUACUGAUCAUUCUAAAUGACAAAAUACUUUAUGC
Sipha flava (yellow sugarcane aphid) is the source of this 6174-nucleotide messenger RNA. RefSeq lists its product as uncharacterized. Bases 48 to 6080 code for a protein of 2010 amino acids. The record is from RefSeq and is a predicted model, not a curated record. NCBI's taxonomy places the organism in Eukaryota, Metazoa, Arthropoda, Insecta, Hemiptera, Aphididae. The transcript is spliced from 4 exons.